ACCAAUAAAAAUAAAUAAUCGAACUCUGGUAUACUUGAAACAUCUAGCAAUUCAACUUCACAUAUUUCACUCCAUAUUUCCCAAUACAAGUGCAUUAGAGCAAUACAUAGAGAAGAAAUAUGUUGGGAGAGGAGAUGAACAGCUUCAUCAAGGUAUGGUUAGCAGUUUUCACAUCUCUAUGUUAUUGCCAUGCCAUGGGUAAGAUGGUUCCAAAAGGUCCCAAAAGACUCAUUUUCCUACUCCCCAUUGUCUGCCUAUUUCUCUACCUCCCUCUCAAUCUAUACUCGCCCCAUUUAGGGGGUCUUACAGCCUUUUUCAUUGCUUGGCUUGGUAACUUCAAGCUCUUAUUAUUUGCUUUCGACAAGGGUCCUUUAAACACACGUAUUUCUCUCCCACUUUUUAUGGCUCUGGCUUGCCUACCUAUCAAGAUUCAACAAGAUCCAAUUAAGGAAAACCCAUCAUCAAAAUCACAAGGAAAAUCCAAGGAAGGUACUGUCAACUAUGUUAUUAAGGGUUUGCUUUUGGCCAUUAUACUAUGGUCCUAUAACUUCAUUGAAUACAUACAUCCCAAUAUUAUCAAGCUCCUCUACGCUUUGCACAUAUACUUCUUCCUUGAAAUCUUCUUGGCUAUAGGGGCAGCCAUGGUUCGAUCCUUUUAUGGGGUGGAGCUGGAGCCACAAUUCAAUGAACCCUUCCUUUCAACUUCACUCCAAGACUUUUGGGGCAAAAGGUGGAACCUCAUGGUGGCUAGUAUCAUGCGCCCUACCGUAUACGAACCUACCCUAAGAUUUUCGUCAGUUGUGAUUGGCAGAAAGUGGGCUCCGGUACCGUCGGUUUUGUCAACGUUUGUAGUAUCGGGUGUGAUGCACGAGCUAGUGUUUUACUAUCUGAGGCGCGUGAGUCCCACAGGGGAAGUGAGCUGGUUUUUUAUUUUCCAUGGAAUUUGUUUAACACUUGAGAUUGGUUUGAAGAAGGCAUUAAGUGGGAAGUGUGGGUUGCCGGGGAUAGUAACGGGACCGUUGACAGUUGGGUUCGUGUUGGGCACGGGCGUUUGGCUGUUCAUUCCACAGUUCACGCGGUCAAAGUUGGAUGUUAGAGCGUUUGAAGAGUACGCUGAAAUUGGGGCGUUGUUGAAAAGUUAUUGUGAAAAAGUCUUAAACCAUAUCUUUUAUCACUUGUAAUAUUCAAAGUAAUAUUUGUGUUUCUAUUAUUAUUUUAUACAAGAUUGUAAUUGUAUUUAUA
Molecule: messenger RNA, 1242 nt
Organism: Gossypium raimondii (Peruvian cotton)
Lineage: Eukaryota; Viridiplantae; Streptophyta; Magnoliopsida; Malvales; Malvaceae
Product: acyl-CoA--sterol O-acyltransferase 1
Exons: 1
Coding region: 120-1181 (353 amino acids)
Biological process (GO): lipid metabolic process
Source: RefSeq, a predicted model, not a curated record